GCGAUUUUUCUCGUACAUCGACCCCUACGGCAGACGGGUGAGCCCAAAUACAUUACAGUGGGACCCUUCUGACCCUGAUUAAGGAUACCUACGGGUAGUGUAGCAGCAUCGUAGUGAUACAAAAUAUACAGAUUGGCUGAAAAGACAUAUAAUAUACAAUAUACUUUCUGAAGCUAACCAUACUAUUAUAACAGAGUACCAUAGAUAAAUUCCAUCUAUCAUGUCAGUAUAACAAAAGAAAUAUGACAAGUCUGACAGAUAAACAGAAAAUACCUUGACAUAUGACUACUACAAAUCCUAGGUUAAAAUACUAUGCAUAUAAGUAUCGUAUUAGUUUAACAGUUCAUUCUAUUAAGGAUGUAAACAAAACAGCUGAUUGGGGUCACGUGACUUACUACUUAACGGCGAGCGGGUUUUAUGCACAAAUAACAAUUACAUUCACACGUGGGCCCUCGCGUUGGGCCUAAGCUCCACCACAGAGUCAUGCCUGUGGUUUAGCACAGCAUUUCCUGUUUGUCGUCCGGGGGCCCACCUCACUGGAAGGGGAGCCAAUUAGGGACCUACCUCGACCGGAGUGGGAGCCAGGGAGCCACUGCCGAGGAUUGUCUACAAUAUAAAGUCAGUUUUGUUUUUAUAGAUAUAGGCUUAUACACAUCAUCAAACAAUAAGACACAAUGAAUUAUGAAAUAAUCGAGGAGGUAAGAAAAUGUCGGAGAGUUGUAGAGACUUUGAUGAAAGAAGAAAUAAUAUCUUGUGACGCAGAAGGUAUCAAUUUAGGUAAAGAUGGACCAUUAACACUUCUACAAAUAGCUACAACUGACGGCCAUGUAUAUUUAUUUGAUAUUCAUAAAGACAAACGCAUGUUCCAAGAUGGUGGACUAAAACAACUUUUAGAGAGUAAUCAUGUUCUCAAGGUUUUCCAUGCAUGCUCUGGGGACAGCGAAGCAUUGAAACAUCAGUUUGGUGUUUCUUUGAGAAACGUGUUUGAUACUCAGGUGGCUCACAUGGUUAUUCUUGAACGACAAGGUCGUUUAAUUGCACCAAGGUUAAAAUUAUCAGAGAUCUGUGAAAUCUACGGUAUGAACAAAAUGGAAGCAAAGACUGAUAUGCUGAAAAAAUGGAAUAAAACUGAGCCCGAUUAUUGGGAACGUAGACCACUUACAACGGAAAUGAUUGAGUACGCAUGUGAGGACGUUACAAUAUUGGUACCAGAAAUCUAUGAAAACCAAUUAAGAAAAUUAAAGUCGGUGGACGCCAUGGAACUAUUCAGAAAAAGGGUUGAAGAAACGAUUAAUUAUAAACUGGACCCAGAACUGAAAAAGAGGCGUAGUGAGAGAAUGGACAAUGCCGCUAAAACAGUCUUGCGAGACAUGGGUAGAAAAUAUAGGUCGUCUGCUUCAUAUGAGACUUUAACCGACGAAGAUGAAAAAGCUGCCAUUGAUAGAAACUGGUCCAAUGAAGAGAUUGAGUUAUGUAUGACUCAUGUCGUACAAAAUAUGUACUACGAGGCCUUUCUCAAAGUUCUCAGAGAACUGAAAAAGGAAAUGGAUCAAGAUGGCGACGACUUCAAUCCUGUCUAUAAUUACUACUAUGCACUUUGUAAAGGCAAAACAUACUCGAGACCAAACAUUAAGGAAUUAGCAACGGAUCUCGAUAAUAGAUUUCGUCAAAUCAUAUCUAAUGACAUCGUUAACAAAUACAACAGAGAAACACCCCUAUAUUUUCUAAGAGACCAAGAAAGGGCCGUUAUAAAGGAUAUUCGUAUCAAGAGCGCCAGGGACAAAUCAAAAUACCAUUCGCUAUUGGUCCAUUUUUAUUAUAAAUUAAUUGAAGAAGAUUUCAAAGAGUUUGAGGAAAGACUCGCAAAAAACCCCUCUAAGGUAACCGUUACUAAAGGUUUUUAUACCUUUUUAGGUUAUCAAACCAAGGAAUCUUACAUCCCGGCGAACGUUCGACAAGCCGCUACGCGAUUAAAGCAAGCUAUUGAUAGAGCAGGAAAAAACCCCUUCCCCCCAAGGCCGCGACGCCCACCUCGUAGUUAUGACGAUUAUGAUUACUAUGACGGUUACUAAUUCGAUUGCUAUGACUAGGACCAUGGACCGUAUACUAUAUCUAGUAAUAAGACACAACAAACCACUACUACUACUACUACUACUACUACUGGUUUCUGAAUUGUUGUUAUUGCUUGUCUAUAUAUAAUUGCUCUACACACUUGUUACUGUACUUGCUUGAAAACGUUGAGAGAAUACUCUUCGAAACGUCGCCCAAAUAAAUCAGUAAUUGUUCUUACAUAAGUAUGUGUUAUAGUUUAUUGCUCUAUCCAGUUACUAAAUGCCUCUAAAAGAUUACUACUACUACUGUAAUACUAUAGCCAGUCUUCAUUAGCCCAGUAUUAGGAGCAGAAUUGUAGGACGUUAAACCCCAUUUCAUUUCAUUUUGUAAUACUAUAGGGGCUGUUUUUGUUCUAUGAAUGGUGCUCUGUUUAAUAUAUUGAUUAAGUGGUUAAACAAAUGGGUGACAACGCGAAAUCAGCUACAUGUAAGUAGGUAUUUUGCAAGAUUCAACUUUCUUAGACUAACUCACAGACAGUCCCUGCCAUCAUCAAUUGCUGAAAGUAGGGUACUAUCGUCCAGUCAUCUCGUGCACAGAUUAGUCCAAUUAAAUAGAAUAAUGUUGACGUAAAACAGUGCCCAUACGAAACACUUACCCAAAAAUGGUAAGUGCUCCGCCCUAAUAGCUGAUACAUCUAUAUGUUCUAUAUAAGAAAGAGCGAGGUUAAAUUUGCUUUCAGACAUCAUAGAGCGGUCCGAGAGGGGAACAUCAUUGCCUCGUCGGCUUUGAGGCCAGGGAUACCGACAUCAUCCGGCGUUCCUAGGACGUACUCUCGGCCUCUGGUUCGAGGCCGGAAUAGAGACAAUAUGUAGUGUUUCAGCCGUUGGGUCAGAGUUAUAAAGGAUAUUAAACUCAAACUCCUAAAGUAUCUAUAAUAGAUGUUGUAGUUGUAUUUGAUAAAUAAACAUAGUUAUAAAAACA
This is a messenger RNA of Patella vulgata (common limpet), 3033 nucleotides long. RefSeq names its product ribonuclease D. The transcript is spliced from 5 exons. Gene Ontology annotation, molecular function: 3'-5' exonuclease activity; nucleic acid binding. The coding region runs from base 675 to 2072 and encodes 465 amino acids. The record is from RefSeq and is a predicted model, not a curated record. NCBI's taxonomy places the organism in Eukaryota, Metazoa, Mollusca, Gastropoda, Patellidae. Gene Ontology annotation, biological process: nucleobase-containing compound metabolic process.